This is a messenger RNA of Stegostoma tigrinum, 3891 nucleotides long. RefSeq names its product protein mab-21-like 4. NCBI's taxonomy places the organism in Eukaryota, Metazoa, Chordata, Chondrichthyes, Orectolobiformes, Stegostomatidae. The transcript is spliced from 5 exons. The coding region runs from base 141 to 1499 and encodes 452 amino acids. The record is from RefSeq and is a predicted model, not a curated record.
CCCAAAUCCUGCCCAUAGCUACCAAAAAGCCCUCAAGUUUAUUUUAACUUUACACUUUGACACACCUAGGCUAUACGUAGGGAGACGAGAGACGUUGAGAAAGGGCCACAGGUUUGCACGCGUUCUUCAGAAUUGCCAGCAUGUGGUCUUCAAAUAGCGACAGGCUGAGCUGGUACCAAAGAUACUUAUCAGGGAUAAAAGCCCACCAUGAUAUGAAGGCCACUGAUAUACAGAAAUGUGAAGACACACUCUUUACGAUUCUCGACAGGGUCCAGCAGCAGGACUACAGGUUCCAGGUGGACUACUCGAGGGAGCAUGCUUGCUUUGAUUACACCAUCAGAACACAGCUUGAUGAGUUGGAUAUGGAGGUGUCUCUCUGGUUCAACGAUCCGACCUUGCGGGUUGAAGAGAGCUGCGACACCCACUAUGUCGUGGAUGGAAUCAGCCAUCAAACCGCCUCGAAGAAAGGGUUGGCUUACCUGACUGUCCCUAAGGAGAGUGAAAGCAGAUGGACCGGGAGUGACAUUUUCCACCCACUUCCAGAGUCAUCCCAGUGCAGUGGGCACCUCGUCCCCGGCAGGGUCAUAAACGUUCUGAAGGAGCUUCUUAAAGGAGCCAUUGUUUACUGUCAACAGAACUUUCUUAUUAACCCAGGAGAAGUGAAUGCUUCCUUGCUAAAUUUCGAUGGCCCCCGGUUAACACUGGUUCUCAGAAAUCUGACAAAGCCCUUACGAGUUAACAUCAUUCCAGUACUACGGAAAGCCACAGAAAAGUUGCUUGAAAGUGGAUUUCGGAAUGAGAAAAGCUUUCUAGAGACAACGAGCCAAGCAACACCCGAGAACCUUGACAUCAGCAAUGGAACUUACUACCGUUGGAGAUAUUGUUUUGAACGACCGAUGUGGAAGUUACUGGAGAAAGCAGAUGCUGAUGGGGGUCAUCGCAUGGACAGCCUGUGCCUCCUGGACAGAAUUAAAACUGACCACUGGCUGCCGGGGGAACACAAGCGAGGACUCACAUUUAACAUGCUUAAAAUGGUAUUACUGUGGGCCAUGAAGUUUUUCCCAGCUCCAGAAGACUGGAUCGACCUGGAAUCAUCGGUUUAUCGGAUGGUAGUGGUGCUGCUCCGGUGUCUCGCCCUCCAGAACCUGCCCAACUACUUCAUGCAUGAGAUCAACCUGUUCCAGGAAAAUUUUCAGGCUCAGUUCGACUUCCAAACCAUUUACAAGAAGGUGCAAGGAUUUGCUGACACCCCUGAGAAAUUCCUGCAAAUACAUCUGACCCACCUCCUGCCUGUCCCACGCCAGCACAUUGACAGUUACCUGAAGAUGCUUCUGCAAAUCCAGGACAAUGAGGGCCUUUACUGGAACACGGCCUAUUUUGAUAUCAUCCUAAACAAGUUUCAGGUUUAUCAUGUCCUGGAUGCUGAUAGAAUUGGGGCCAUGCAACUUAUGUGGGCCAAGACUACCAAACUAGUGACCGAUGAAGGAUGCUCAUCAUAAACCAUAAUGAAAAGGAAAACAUCUCUACAUCGUCUGCAGAAUAGACCAAACAUCCACAUCAACUGUAGAUUUGAUCACAAUAUCAAUUUAAUGCCAGCUGUGAACUGGAUCACCACCUUGUGUUCAGACCAAUUACAGACUGGAUCACAAUGUCAUGUGAACAUCAACUGCAGACUGGAUGACAACCCUAUAUCCACAUCAAUGUAGACCGGAUCAAAAACUCAUCAAUUGUAGACAGCUUCACAAUCCUGUGUCUACAUCAAGUCCAGAUUGGAUCACAACCUCAUGUCCACAUCACCUGUAGGUUCGAUCGCUAAACAACAGUCUUUCAAGCCUGAGAAGAAGAGUAAAGAGACAGGAUAUCCAACAGGACAGCACAAGUUAACCAGAUAAUUCCAGACUAAUUUCCUGUUGGUGAGAAUUGUUCUCUAUUACUUCAUUCAGAGGUUUUGUAAUCGUGAAAGAUUUCUAGCAACAACCUGUGACUUGACCUCCAGCUAAUUUCAUACAACAUUUCCAUGUACUCACUCAACACAAAGCUUUCCUUAUGCACAUCCAUGGCUUGCAAAACCUAGGAGCUAAUUAUAUUUUAAACCUGCUCAAAUUAGAACAUAUAUUGAACUUCACAGACAGACAUCAGCAAUUUGGAGGAACUGACACAAUACCAUGACUAGAUAAGUAAUCUGAUGUCCUGGAAAUACUGACUGAAGUCCCAAUGCACCAGUUGACAGAAUUUGAUUUCAGUGGAUAAAAUUGGAGUAUAAAGCUAAUCUUGAUAAUGGUGACCAUGAAACUAUUUUUGAGUGUUGUAAAAACUAAUGUCCCUUUAUGGAAGGAUAUGUCCCAUACUGACCAGUGACUCCAGAUCUACAGUAAUAUGGUUGACUCUUAACUGCCCUUUGAAAUGGAUGACAAGCCACUAAAUUCAAAGGCAAUUAGGGAUGAGCAACCAAUGCUGGCCUUGUCAGAGACACCCGUAUCCAAUAAAUAAAUAAAGAUCAAAAACAUAGUAUGAGGCAGGUGUGGAUCAGUUCUUGUACAUGUACAGUUGCUGUCACUGAGAAAUACAAGCCAUGUGGUUUCAGAUAGAAAAGAAUUGUUCAGUUUACAUCUUACGUGUUGCAUUUGUAUAAAAAUUGUCAUCAAGACACACAUAGCUGUUCAACAGGAGAAUGUAAUGAAUGUUUCCUUUAGCUGGUAUGAAAUGCCCGUGUACAGUUGUCAGUGUGACAUAUACCACCUGGAGGGAGUGGAUCAUUCUAUUUCAUUUUGCCAUGAUCUAAUUUCGAUUUCUAAAUCACGAUUGAAUCCAUUUUGCUAUCGCCUCAGAGCCAUGUACAGGAUAUUUGGAUGAGGAGAGCUGUUCUGAUUCAGAAUCUUUUGGCUGAAACUGUGAAGCAUUUCCCUCACAAGCAUCACAAUCACUCUCUGUAAGAUCAAACCUGGGCUCACUUCCCUACGCAAGACUCCAUAUUCCCCAAUUACUGUGAUGUCCAUGAAGGUUAUAUGAAGAAACCCAUCCAAGGGGCUAUCCCAUCAUUCAGUGUCACAGAUUUAAAAUUCAAUGCAACAACUGGUUUCUGGCCUUUGAUUUGUGAGCAUCUCAGCAGGCUGAUGGCUUCCGAGUAAUUCCCAGUGCAGAAGGCCCACUACCUUUGAUUAUUUCCCAUUUCAGCAAGUCUGUUGUCUUGGCAAGUAAUUAUCUCAGUAAGCCCAUUGUCUCAAAGUGGUACUAGUAUCAACAGGCCCUUAGUCCUCUAGGAAGCAGCUGGCAUAGUGGUAUCGCAUGACCACCCACAGAAGGGUAUGAGUGGGUGGUGGGCUAAGAACCGUCAGAGAGAGUCUGAUGGCAGACAAGGGAAAUUGUCCUCCUCAAAUGACGUUUCACUGCACAAUUGGGCGAAGUGAAGUAUCAGUGGGUGGGGGGUUGGCUGCAUUGGUCAAAUAUCCCAGCAGAUUCCUAUUAUGGACCAUAAUUUUGGCGAUGGAGGCUGCAGAGGGGAGCAGAGAAUGGUUGGGGGCGGGAGUGGGCAUGGGAUUUUCUGCUUCACAAGUUACAUCUGCAAGAUGGUGAGUGGCAUUGACCAACCAGUUAAAGGAUUCAAUGAAAUAUGAAGAGUUUACUGAUGGGAAAGAGUGAAGAAUUAUAUCUGCCAUUGGGUGAUGCUGUAUUAAGUAACGGUACUGAAAGGGUUCAUGGUGAAAGCUUCAAUAAGCUCCACCCAAUCUGUUGAUGACAAAGGUCUCAGGUGGGGAAAGGCAGGACAUCUCAAGAUCUUGAAAAGGACAAACCUGUUAUUGUAGGUCUCUUCAUUGUCUUAGGAACACUAUUUAUCUCACUGGUGUAACUUGUGUCUGAUUGUUAUUGUGCAAUAAACUGCAUCAUGUUUAA